Molecule: messenger RNA, 4590 nt
Organism: Alternaria arborescens
Lineage: Eukaryota; Fungi; Ascomycota; Dothideomycetes; Pleosporales; Pleosporaceae
Product: Sulfite reductase [NADPH] subunit beta
Exons: 4
Coding region: 1-4590 (1529 amino acids)
Biological process (GO): sulfate assimilation; amino acid biosynthetic process
Cellular component (GO): sulfite reductase complex (NADPH)
Molecular function (GO): sulfite reductase (NADPH) activity; FMN binding; sulfite reductase (ferredoxin) activity
Source: RefSeq, a predicted model, not a curated record
AUGGGGUCCAUCUCGACUGCAGGAGAGGCCGUGGCCCGAAUUGCCCACUUGGCCUCCGACGUGAUUGUGUCGGUCGUCCCUUCCUUCGAGGCCGAAUCUGAGUUCUCCGAGCCUCUGCGAGGACUACAGAAGCACAACGCGCCUAGCGUUGUUUGCAAGACACAACCAGAGAUCCUUACAGUCCGCCAAAAUGCGGAUCCCCUUCUCUCUGUUUUCCAGCCCAUCCGCGCGGGCAAGCUCACCAGCGUCACCACAACCUCUUCCAUCCUUGUAAAGUCGAUACCACACCUAUACAAGCUCGCCCAGUACCCUGUCGUUCUCCACGUAUCGGUAGCGCCAUCGGGCUUCCCCGACUUCUCCGACAUCACCUCCAUCCGGCAAUCUGGAUUCGCCUUCAUCCAGUCGGAGACACUGCAGGAGUUGCAGGAUCUUGCUCUGACUGCACAUGCCUUGGCUAUCAAGUCGGGCAAGGGUGUCAUUCACUUCUUCGACUCAGGCGCGACUGCUUUCAAGAAGACUGUUGAAGUCGAAGAUGCCGACCUGGUCCGGAGUGUCAUCGACCUGGACGCGGCGGCGGCAUACCAGAACACCAAGUCAGAGGAGACAUCGCUAUACGCCGAUGAUGGCAGGAGUUCAACACUGUCCUUCGCUCGGAGCCAGGCUGUCAACGCCGCCCCAGCAGCAACAUCAGCUAGCGCUCCUGAGCAGGCCAAGUCACUUCCGGCAUCGGAGAGGAACAGCGAGCGCGCCGAGUCGUCCUCUGGUUCAUCACAGCGCGAUGCUAGCACAAGCGGCGCGUCCGUGUCCUCUGCAACCACUGUCGAAUCUCUGAUCUCAAAACCUGUCUCAUCCGAGGACAUCUACCGCUUCGCCACACAGAUCUGGGGAACCAUUCGGGAUGCCACCGGUCGAAGCUACGAUGCAUUCGCGUUCUCUGGUACUGGCACCGAGGAGGCCGCCAUCUUCCUCUUCGGUGCUGACACUGCUGUGUUUGCCACCGAGCUGGAUAGUGUCGAGGAGACCAAGGCAUAUGCCAACACAGCCGUCAUCACCGCGAGGUUAUACCGCCCCUGGUUGGGUGCCUCACUUGCGCCUAUGCUUCCCUCAUCGCUCAAGAGGAUCGCUGUGCUAGAGCAAGUUCGAAGAAAGACUACCCGCUGGGGCCCUGUACUGCUCGACCUUCUGAUGUCCCUGAAGUCGACUGGCGGUGCCUCCCCCAUGGUUGUAGGAUACCAACUCGGCUACAUCAACGAGGAGACUGUGUCCCAAGCGAUGCGCGGUGUCUUCCAGAACUUGAUGAGCGAGACACCUGUGCAGAACCUCGUCAUCGGUAACCUCGAUGGCCCGGAGCCCCAGGCUAUCAAGGCCGAGCAACCAGGGUUAGAGAACGCCUACAUGAAGAUCUUGAACCAGGUCUUUGGUGAGAAGCUCCACAUUGCUAACCAGCUUGGUUCGCAGCACGCCGGCAUCUCCAACGAGAUCUCCUCUUCCCCGGAGUACGGAUUCGGCUCACUAGUAGCACGCAAGGAGCACCGAAGGCGAUUGGUAGACGAGGCUGCGGCUGCUUCCAAGGAGAAUGCUUUCACUACACAAGCACCUAAGGAGUGGCUAUCUAAGUGGGCACUCAACGCCGAUGACACUGACAAGGCCAACGAACUUGCUUCUGAAGUCAUCGCUCGUCUGGGCACCGACGGCUCGCCCGUUGCCAGCCAACUGUUGUCGUCGAAGAAGCUCUUCUACAAGGAAUCUCCGUGGUUGAUUGGGUCAGACGCUUGGGCGUAUGACCUCGGAAACUCUGGUGUCCACCACGUACUGGCCUCUGGCGAGAAUGUCAACAUGCUCAUUGUCGACUCAACCCCCUACUCUGAGCGCGCAGCUGCUGACGCCGCGAGGCGCAAGAAGGACAUCGGUCUGUACGCAAUGAACUACGGAAAUGCCUACGUCGCAUCGGUCGCUGUAUACAGCUCUUACACCCAGGUCUUGGAGGCUAUGAUCGAGGCCGACAAGUUCGACGGUCCAUCCGUUGUGCUUGCAUACCUCCCUUACGAGAAGGAGAACGACACACCCCUGACCGUUCUGCAAGAGACCAAGAAGGCUGUCGACCUUGGCUACUGGCCCCUGUACCGAUGGGACCCACGUGCUGAGGAGAAGGGCGAGGAGAACUUCAAGCUUGACUCAGAGCGCAUUAAGAAAGAGCUGGAGGAGUUCCUCUCCCGCGACAACUACAUGUCCCAGGUCAUGAAGAGACAUCCCGAGUUCUCGUCCAACAUCUCUGGAUCAUACGGCACUGAGGUCAGGCAACUGCAAAAGCGCAAGGCCAAGGAUGCCUAUAGCAAGCUUCUCGAUGGUCUCCAGGGCGACCCAAUGACCAUUCUCUUCGCUUCCGACAAUGGCAACGCUGAAAACCUAGCCAAGCGUCUUGGAAACCGUGGCAAGGCUCGAGGUCUCAAGACCAUGGUCAUGGCCAUGGAUGAUUUCCCGAUCGAAGACCUGCCCAAUGAGCAGAACGUUAUCCUGAUGACCAGUGUAGCCGGUCAGGGAGAGUUCCCCCAAAACGGUCGAACGUUCUGGGAAACCGUCAAGGACUCCACCGAUUUGGAUCUUGCGACAGUCAACUUUGGUGUCUUCGGUCUCGGUGACAGCCACUACUGGCCACGCAAGGAGGACAAGAUCUACUACAACAAGCCCGCAAAGGACCUUCAUGCUCGUCUUCUUACUCUCGGUGGCAAGCCUUUGGCGGAGUGUGGUCUUGGUGAUGACCAAGACCCGGACGCCUACCAGACUGCGUACGCCGAAUGGGAGCCAAAGCUCUGGGAGAAGCUCGGCGUUGCCAACGUCGAGAACUUGCCCGAGGAACCAGCGCCGUUGACCAAUGAGGAUAUGAAGGCCGCUUCAAACUUCCUCCGAGGUACUAUCGAGGAGGGUCUGGCCGACACCAGCACCGGUGCCAUCUCAGCAAGCGACCAACAACUCACCAAGUUCCACGGCACCUACAUGCAGGAUGACCGUGAUCUUCGUGACCAACGCAAGGCGCAGGGUCUCGAGCCAGCGUAUUCCUUCAUGAUUCGUUGCCGACUACCUGGAGGUGUCUCUACGCCUAAGCAGUGGCUGCAGAUGGACGAAAUUAGCACAAAGCUCGGUAACGAGACCAUGAAGCUGACCACUCGACAAACCUUCCAGUUCCACGGCGUCGUAAAGGGCAAGCUCAAGCCAGCUAUGCAGGCCAUUAACAAGGCGUUGAUGACCACCAUCGCAGCUUGCGGUGAUGUCAACCGAAACGUCAUGUGCAGCUCUCUGCCGACUCAGUCAAAGUACCACGGCCAGGUCCACAACAUUGCACAGAAGAUCAGCGACCAUCUCCUUCCCUCUACCACUGCUUACCACGAGAUCUGGUUGGAGGACGACGAGACAAAGCAGAAGCGCAAGGUUGCUGGUGAGGCUGUCCAGGACCACGAGCCUCUCUACGGCCCUCUCUACCUCCCACGAAAGUUCAAGAUCACCAUUGCCAUUCCUCCUCACAACGACACCGAUGUGUACGCUCACGACAUUGGUCUCAUCGCAAUCAAGGGCGAAGACGGAAACCUUGUAGGUUUCAACGUCCUCGCCGGUGGCGGCAUGGGUGUCACGCACAACAACAAGAAGACAUACCCGCGAACCGGAAGCAUGUUUGGCUACGUCCCAACCGAGCAGGUGCAUCUUGUUUGCGAGAAGAUCAUGCUCGUCCAGCGCGACCACGGUGACCGCAAGAACAGGAAGCACGCCCGUCUCAAGUACACCAUCGACGACAUGGGUGUUGAUGUCUUCAAGGGCAAGGUUGAAGAGCUCUGGGGUCAGAAGUUUGACGAGCCCAAGCCCUUCAAGUUCCAAAGCAACAUCGACACCUUCGGUUGGCAAAAGGACGAGACUGGCCUUAACCACUUCACCUUCUUUAUUGAGAACGGCCGCAUUGAGGACACUGCCGACUUCCCCAUGAAGACUGGUCUCAUCGAGGUGGCCAAGGUACACAAGGGCGAGUUCCGGUUGACUGGUAACCAGCAUUUGAUCCUAGCCAAUGUCGCCGACGAAGAUCUGCCGGCCAUGAAGGAGCUGCUGAAGAAGUGGAAGCUUGAUAACACCAACUUUUCUGGUAUGAGGCUGUCUAGUUCCGCCUGUGUUGCCUUCCCCACUUGCGGUCUUGCCAUGGCCGAGUCAGAGCGUUACCUGCCUGAGCUCAUCUCCAAGCUUGAGGGUACACUUGAGGAAUCUGGUCUGCGACAAGACAGCAUUGUCAUGCGCAUGACUGGUUGCCCCAACGGUUGCGCACGUCCAUGGCUCGCCGAGGUUGCUUUCGUUGGAAAGGCCUAUGGCGCGUACAACAUGUACCUUGGUGGUGGUUACCAUGGCCAAAGGCUGAACAAGCUUUACAGGAGCUCGAUCAAGGAGGAAGAGAUUCUGGAGAUUCUGCAGCCGAUGAUCAAGCAAUACGCCAAGGAGAGGAACGACGGAGAGCACUUUGGUGACUUCGUCAUCAGGAAGGGUUACAUCAACGAGACCACGCACGGAACAAACUUCCACGACAACACUGCGGAACAAGAGUCAGAUGGCGAGUAA